Molecule: messenger RNA, 369 nt
Organism: Ilex paraguariensis (yerba mate)
Lineage: Eukaryota; Viridiplantae; Streptophyta; Magnoliopsida; Aquifoliales; Aquifoliaceae
Source: the annotation of a GenBank genome assembly
AUGAGUUCUUUGAUCACCCACAUUGUGGUUCUUGGGUUAUUCUUCUUCUUCUUCACAGUGUGCCAAGCAGCUCUCACAAAAACAACUGUGCGAGUGAUAAAUGACCUCGGACCAGGCGUGACCCUUUACAGUCACUGUAGAUCUACUGAGGAUGACCUUGGACCAAAAUGGCCAGGGGUGUCUUCUCGAUCCUGCAAAGUUUUCGACGGAGAGACAGAUGAAGCAUUCUGUGGGUCACAAUGUGAUUGGUAUGUACAACGCAAUAGGGCAUGCCAGUAUAGCCAUAAGACUAAUAGCUCGGUAUGUGUCUUCUGGCCAACGAACCCAAAAGGGUUGGAAGAAGAAGUAGACGGAGCUAAGCUACCAUGA